Stomoxys calcitrans (stable fly) is the source of this 7516-nucleotide messenger RNA. Its product is annotated as biogenesis of lysosome-related organelles complex 1 subunit 4-like. The record is from RefSeq and is a predicted model, not a curated record. Lineage: Eukaryota; Metazoa; Arthropoda; Insecta; Diptera; Muscidae. Bases 117 to 608 code for a protein of 163 amino acids. Gene Ontology annotation, cellular component: BLOC-1 complex. The transcript is spliced from 3 exons.
CCUGCCAAGCAUAUACUAUGGAUUUCAUAAAGAUCUGUGAACAUCUGAGACUGCCUUAAAGAGGAGGCAAUACAAACCCAAAAUCGAGAACGGAAGAGAAGAGAUAUUGAUUCUCGAUGGAAAAAGCAUCGGAAGAUUAUGCAAAGCUGUUGCUUCAAAGUGCACGCUUGGAGAAGGAGAUUAAUCCCAUAUGUAUGAGCAUAGAAGAUAUGAUGACACGACUAGAUGAAUUGGAAUCCUUAUUGACAAAUGUUAAAGGAGACUCAAACAUCAUUAUUGAAGAGUAUUUAAGCAGCAUUUUAACAUUUGCUCCUAAUUUUGGAUGUCUACAGCAGCAGAUAGAUAAACUUGAAAAAUUUGUUGAAAUAGUAGAUUCCAAUGUUGACGAAGUAGAAAAAUCAUUGGAGAAAACUGAAUUGGAAUUAAACGUUGCCGACUACAGCUUAAAGGGCCUGAUUCAACUUACCAAAACAUCAUUGACUUCAGCUCCUUCGAUGGAUACACAAGAAGCAACAUCUUCAACACUGUCUAGUAACUUUUCUGAAUACAAACCCAUAGAAUUAUUCAAGACCUCCUUUUACUUUGACAAUGGUAAAUAUUCGGACUAGCUAGGAAUAUACUUACGUGAAAACUAUGUAAAUUAUUCAGGCUUAUAUUAAGGUUGUACCUUACUUAAUCGAAAAUUGCUACACAAUAUAUUUUCUAUCAUGGAAACAAAAUAACUUAGACUUAACUAAGUACGGGAUUAAAACAUACCAGUGGUCGUGAUCAUCCAAAAUGUGGACCGGCAUAGCUUUAUGCGUUUUUAAUUAUUAUUAGUGUUGAUUAUUAAAAACGGUUGGCGUUGUGUAAAUAUAAUAGAAAUAUCUGGGUUUGUCCUGCAAUUGAUGAUUGCAUUUAACGGUCGGUCAUUGUCAAAAAUCUUACACUUAUUGAACAUUUUGGGAAUGAAUGUAGUAAUAUUUGAACCCCAAUAUUUCCAUCUUAACAGCCACAUAUUAAUUCCCCGGACUCACGAAAAGCUCACGAGUCACGUUUAAACAAAUAUUUUUCCAUGAAGCGAAUAAUAAUUUUUUCCAUGCGUUUGAAAUGAACGUACGAAAAUUAAUAUCUUAAAUGUAUUAUGCCUGUAUAACCAGUUAUUUGAUCUUUUAAUUUUUAUGCAUAUGUAAACAGAUUCGUACGUUAAAAUGCCGUAAGUUUUGAUAUCCUGCAAAAAAUUAUUUUUUCAUUAUUAUUAUUUUUUUUUAUUUAGUCGUGAUUUUCUCGUGAGUCGUGAGCGUCUCGUAAGUCGUGAGUAUCUCAUGAUUAGUGUCGUGAGCAUGAUUUUACUUACUCAGAUCGAAGAAUUUUAAUACAAUCACGGUCACGCACUAUCAAGUGAUUGGGUUUGGAUCUCACUCACGAUAACACGAGAGACACGACAACACACGACUUGCGUGCACACCUCUAAUACCUAUGCGAGCCAUGCCUGCUAGAAUUUUGAGCUUCGAUCUGUAUGGUGUUUAUCGUAGUCACGAAAAGAUCAGCUGAGAGCUACCAGGCGUGUCCACAGGUUGCGAAUAGUGUAAUGCUCUAUACGGAGUAGUUGCAAUUCCAGUCGCAGAAAAUUUUGCGGUAUCGAGCGAGAGUCUCAGUUAGAGGCCGAGCGGCACCGGUUCUUAUCGGCUCCGGUAAAAAACAAAUUUGGUAAAUAUUUCUAGGGCAAAGUAGCGGAGUGCCAGCCGCAGCCUCAAACCGCCCUCCAAACCGUAUAUGUUAAUCGACCAUAGCAAUAUUGGGCUUAAAUGAAAGGUAUUUGGGAGUAGAGCACGAAUUUGGCAUCCAUGUUUGGGCGAAAUGUCUGUGGUACCAUCUCAAGUGGACAAUAUAGGGCUCAAGUGAAAUAGGACUUAUUUACCGACUAUGGUAAUGUGAGGCUUAUAUAAAAAGUAGUUGAGAAUAUGGCACAAAGCUUAUAAUUACUUUAAGGGCCUAGCGGACAUAUUUACACACUACAAUAUAGGAGUCCACGAAAAGUAUAAGAAAGUAGUGCAAAGAUUUGGCCAUCAACAUUUCAUUAAAGCACAGGGGCAAACUCCUCACAUAUCCAUGGGUGCUGUUCGAUUCAAGUUUAAGCUCAAUAAUGAAAGACCUCUUUUUUAUAGCCGAGUCUUAACGGCGUCGUGCCGACACUAUAGAGCUGUCGCACUGCAUGACAUAAUAAAUCACAAAUGUCGCCAACAUUAGGAGGGGGUAACCACCACUUUACAUUUUUCCAAUGUUCUCGCCAGGAUUUGAACCCAAGCGUUCACAUCAUAUUAUCGUCCACUGCAAUGUAGGGCUCAAAUAAAAUGGAUAGGAGCAUUAAAGAAGGCGCUGGGGAGCGGGCCCGGUUCGGUUAGUACAUGAUAUUAAUCACAAUUUACAAAAAAAGACAGUUAAACAUGGUGGGGCAAAAGUACUGAUUCGUUGGAGCUUUUUGUACAACUGCAUAGGUUCAAUAUAGGAGUCCACGAGGGGCAAAAGUACUGAUUCGGGCAAAAGUACUGAUUCGUUGGAGCUUUUUGUGCAACUGCAUAGGUUCAAUAAUGAAAUAUAAGACAUCAUGGAUAUGUUACAACUCUAGAGCAAGUGAUGCUAGAUUAUGCAGACUGAAAUAUAAUUCUCAAAUUGGUACUAUAACAAGAUAAUUGCUAUAUGUGACCCAAAUGAAAGCAAUUUGGGAGAAGACUAGGAAAAUUACAUUAAAAUUUGUGUUAAAGUCUCUAGGUGGUGCUUAACCUUUUUAAAACAACUAAAAUAUGUUAUUUGACCCAUCAUGACCAUAUGGGAUUCAAAUUUGAGAGUAUAAAAGAAAUCCACUUUUGGAACCAAGUGCUUGUGGGUAAGCCCCAAAACCCCCGGCAGUGCUUCGCUUAUUAAAACACCGAAAAUAAGUUAUUUGACCCAUAAUUACCAUAUGGGACUCAAAUUUAAUAUCUUAAAUGUAUUAUGCCUGCAUAACCAGUUAUUUGAUCUUUUAAUUUUUAUGCAUAUGUAAACAGAUUCGUACGUUAAAAUGCCGUAAGUUUUGAUAGCCUGCAAAAAAUUAUUUUUUCAUUAUUAUUAUUUUUUUUUAUUUAGUCGUGAUUUUCUCGUGAGUCGUGAGCGUCUCGUAAGUCGUGAGUAUCUCAUGAUUAGUGUCGUGAGCAUGAUUUUACUUACUCAGAUCGAAGAAUUUUAAUACAAUCACGGUCACGCACUAUCAAGUGAUUGGGUUUGGAUCUCACUCACGAUAACACGAGAGACACGACAACACACGACUUGCGUGCACACCUCUAAUACCUAUGCGAGCCAUGCCUGCUAGAAUUUUGAGCUUCGAUCUGUAUGGUGUUUAUCGUAGUCACGAAAAGAUCAGCUGAGAGCUACCAGGCGUGUCCACAGGUUGCGAAUAGUGUAAUGCUCUAUACGGAGUAGUUGCAAUUCCAGUCGCAGAAAAUUUUGCGGUAUCGAGCGAAAGUCUCAGUUAGAGGCCGAGCGGCACCGGUUCUUAUCGGCUCCGGUAAAAAACAAAUUUGGUAAAUAUUUCUAGGGCAAGGAGCGGAGUGCCAGCCGCAGCCUCAAACCGCCCUCCAAACCGUAUAUGUUAAUCGACCAUAGCAAUUUUGGGCUUAAAUGAAAGGUAUUUGGGAGUAGAGCACGAAUUUGGCAUCCAUGUUUGGGCGAAAUGUCUGUGGUACCAUCUCAAGUGGACAAUAUAGGGCUCAAGUGAAAUAGGACUUAUUUACCGACUAUGGUAAUGUGAGGCUUAUAUAAAAAGUAGUUGAGAAUAUGGCACAAAGCUUAUAAUUACUUUAAGGGCCUAGCGGACAUAUUUACACACUACAAUAUAGGAGUCCACGAAAAGUAUAAGAAAGUAGUGCAAAGAUUUGGCCAUCAACAUUUCAUUAAAGCACAGGGGCAAACUCCUCACAUAUCUAUGGGUGCUGUUCGAUUCAAGUUUAAGCUCAAUAAUGAAAGACCUCUUUUUUAUAGCCGAGUCUUAACGGCGUCGUGCCGACACCAUAGAGCUGUCGCACUGCAUGACAUUAUAAAUCACAAAUGUCGCCAACAUUAGGAGGGGGUAACCACCACUUUACAUUUUUCCAAUGUUCUCGCCAGGAUUUGUACCCAAGCGUUCACAUCAUAUUAUCGUCCACUGCAAAUAAAAUGGAUAAGAGCAUUAAAGAAGGCGCUGGGGAGCGGGCCCGGUUCGGUUAGUACAUGAUAUAAAUCACAAUUUACAAAAAAAGACAGUUAAACAUGGUGGGGCAAAAGUACUGAUUCGUUGGAGCUUUUUGUACAACUGCAUAGGUUCAAUAUAGGAGUCCACGAGGGGCAAAAGUACUGAUUCGUUGGAGCUUUUUGUACAACUGCAUAGGUUCAAUAAUGAAAUAUAAGGCAUCAUGGAUAUGUUACAACUCUAGAGCAAGUGAUGCUACAUUAUGGAGACUGAAAUAUAGUUCUCAAAUUGGUACUAUAACAAGAUAAUUGCUAUAUGUGACCCAAAUGAAAGCAAUUUGGGAGAAGACUAGGAAAAUUACAUUAAAAUUUGUGUUAAAGUCUCUAGGUGUCAUGCAUGCUGUCGCACUGCAUGACAUUAUAAAUCACAAAUGUCGCCAACAUUAGGAGGGGGUAACCACCACUUUACAUUUUUCCAAUGUUCUCGCCAGGAUUUGUACCCAAGCGUUCACAUCAUAUUAUCGUCCACUGCAAAUAAAAUGGAUAAGAGCAUUAAAGAAGGCGCUGGGGAGCGGGCCCGGUUCGGUUAGUACAUGAUAUAAAUCACAAUUUACAAAAAAAGACAGUUAAACAUGGUGGGGCAAAAGUACUGAUUCGUUGGAGCUUUUUGUACAACUGCAUAGGUUCAAUAUAGGAGUCCACGAGGGGCAAAAGUACUGAUUCGUUGGAGCUUUUUGUACAACUGCAUAGGUUCAAUAAUGAAAUAUAAGGCAUCAUGGAUAUGUUACAACUCUAGAGCAAGUGAUGCUACAUUAUGGAGACUGAAAUAUAGUUCUCAAAUUGGUACUAUAACAAGAUAAUUGCUAUAUGUGACCCAAAUGAAAGCAAUUUGGGAGAAGACUAGGAAAAUUACAUUAAAAUUUGUGUUAAAGUCUCUAGGUGGUGCUUAACCUUUUUAAAACAACUAAAAUAUGUUAUUUGACCCAUCAUGACCAUAUGGGAUUCAAAUUUGAGAGUAUAAAAGAAAUCCACUUUUGGAACCAAGUGUUUGUGGGUAAGCCCCAAAACCCCCGGCAGUGCUUCGCUUAUUAAAACACCGAAAAUAAGUUAUUUGACCCAUAAUUACCAUAUGGGACUCAAAUUUGAGAGUGUAAAUGAAAUCCAGUUUUGGGACCAAGUGUUUAUGGGUAAGCCACAAAGCCACCGGCAGUGCAUAGCCAUGAGCACCACACAGGCUGGAACUUUGUUCUCCGAUCUGUAUGGUGUUCAUUGUUAUCACGCGAAGGUUCGCUGCGAGCUACCAGGCGCGUCCAUAGGUUGCGAAUAAUGGAAUGCUCUAUACGGGGUAGUUGCAAUUGCAGUCGCGGAAAAUCUGCGGUAUCGAGCAGAGAGUCUCAGUGAGAGGCCGAGCGGCACCGGCUCUUGCAAAAGUACUGAGUGCUAAUGAUGCUCGAUAUGAGUUGUUGACGCCUUUGAACAACCAAUGACCAUCAUGUUCCCGCGGCGAUCGGUCCUUAGCACCGGAGCUAGACGAAGAUCGUCACGUCCACAAACAGACAUGUGGCUACAACAACAACAACAAAAUAAGCCCCAAACCAUUCCCUAAACUUAUUUCCGGAACAUAUCAAUAUGGGGCUCAAAUGAUAGGUUUUUGGGAGUAAAGAACGAAUUUGGUAAAAAUGUCUAGGGCAAAGUGGAGGAGUGCCAGCUCCAGCCUCUAAACGCCCUCCAAACCUUACAUGUUUAUCGACAAUGGCAAUUUUGGGCAUACAUGAAAUUAUAUUUGGCAGUAGAGCACAAAUUUGGCAUCCAUAUUUUGGCCAAAUGUCUGCGGUUCCAUCUCAAGUGGACAAUAUAGGACUCAAAUGAAACAGGACUUUUUUACCGGCUAUGAUAAUAUGAGCUUAUAUAAAAUGUAUUUGAGAGUAUGGCACAAAGCUUAUAUUUACUUUAAGGGUCAAGUGGACAUAUUUACACACUACAAUAUAAGAGUCCAAAGAAAGCUAUAAGGAAGAUGUGCUCUUGCAUAAGUACUGAGUGCUAAUGAUGCUCGAUAUGAGUUGUUGGCGCCUUUGAACAACCAAUGGCCAUCAUGUUUCCUCGGCGAUCGGUCCUUAGGACCGGAACAAGCUUGUUCAUCUAUAGCUUGUUCAUCUAUGUAUUUGAGAGUAUGGCACAAAGCUUAUAUUUACUUUAAGGGUCAAGUGGACAUAUUUACACACUACAAUAUAAGAGUCCAAAGAAAGCUAUAAGGAAGAUGUGCUGUUGCAUAAGUACUGAGUGCUAAUGAUGCUCGAUAUGAGUUGUUGGCGCCUUUGAACAACCAAUGGCCAUCAUGUUUCCUCGGCGAUCGGUCCUUAGGACCGGAACAAGCUUGUUCAUCUAUAGGAGCUAGACAUAUUUACACACAACAAUAUAGGAGUCCAAAGAAAGGUAUAAGGAAGAAGUGCAAAGAUUUGGCCAUGAACAUUUUGAAACUUCGAAAACGUCAUAUACUUGUAUAAAACGUAUAAAAUGCAGCAAACAGCAUAAACCUCGAAAAACCCCUGCUACUUGUUUACUUUCAACAUUAUAUCGUUGUUGUAGAUUAAUUGUUGUAUCUAUAGAGCUUAUAUAAAUAAUUCAAAAUUUUAUGAUAAAAAGUUGUUGCUUCAAAUCUUUUUAUUUCAUUUGUUCACAUCCUAAUUUUUUCUGCUUUACACUAUUUCUACCCACGCCACCAUGUUCUUACAAUUAUUAUUUAAUAGAUUGUUUGAUUUUAUUUGGGGGUAAACAAAAACCAUGUUUUCUAUUUUUUGUCUACCUGCGCCACCAUGUAUCUGUCCAUGAUGGAAACUAGACAUAUAUUUGGCACAUUCGCAUUACAUAUGUGGACAUAGAGGACACAACAGAACGCAGAAAUAAACCACAAUUUGUAUUACUAAAUAACAAUUUAAUUCGUACCAUUAAACAUGUGUUCAACGUAUGCCUUCUUUACCAACCACUUGUCAAGAUACAAAAAAAUCAGAUUUCAAUGUGAAAAGUAGUAGUAUUUAAUUCCCGUUAACUUUUAUAAUAUGUAUUAUAAAUUAUUAUUGAUAAUAUUAGUUAAAUUUAAGAUAUUAACUAGUAGUAUUUAAUUCCCGAUUUAUUUUUAAGAAAAAAUUUUAAUGUUAACUUUUAUAAUAUGUAUUAUAAAAUAUUAUUGGUAAUAUUAGUUAAAUUUAAGAGAUUAACUAUUAGUAUUCAAUUUCCGAUUUAUUUUUAAAAUAAACUCUGACGUAUGUGCGACAUACAUUUCCGGCGAUACCUACACAGAAAAAAUAAAGAACUAAAUUUGGCCGAUUAAACAUGA